Molecule: messenger RNA, 933 nt
Organism: Neopelma chrysocephalum (saffron-crested tyrant-manakin)
Lineage: Eukaryota; Metazoa; Chordata; Aves; Passeriformes; Pipridae
Product: keratin, ultra high-sulfur matrix protein-like
Exons: 1
Coding region: 1-933 (310 amino acids)
Source: RefSeq, a predicted model, not a curated record
AUGAUCUGCUCUUCUGGAAGAGAAUCCUACUUCAACCUGAACUCCACCUGGUACGACCCCUCGGGGUCGUGGCUGGACACCCGGCGCACCCCGUUCCGCUACGGCUACGCCAACUGCUGCUCCUCGGGCUGUGACGGCGAGGGCGUCCAGGGCAUGUGUGGCCACGACUACCGGCACUACGGCUACAGGCAGUCCGGCUGCUCCGAGAGGUGCCACGGCUCCGGCUCCUCCGAGUGCUGCCAGGGGGGCUCCGCCUGCGUCCGGAGACCCACCUACAGCUACGGCUCCUCGGGGGGCUGCCAGGGCUACGGGCGCUCCGUCUGCUCCGAGAGGUGCCAGGGAUCAGCAGGGGGCUGCCAGGGCUACGGGAGGUCCGUCUGCUCCGAGAGGUGCCAGGGAUCAUCCGGCUCGUGCCACGGAGGGGGCUCGAGCUGUGUCAGGAGGCCCACGUACAGCUCGGGGUUGUCAGGGGGGUGCCAGGGCUAUGGCAGGUCGGUGUGCUCGGAGACGUGCCACGGCUCGGGGUACCAGGGGGGCAAGCUGAGCUAUGGGAAGGCCUCACAGUGCAUCCCACAGUGUGUCCCGCAGAGCAGCCCUAAGUGCAUCCCACAGAGCGCCCAAAAAUGUGCCCCAAAGUGCAUCCCACAGAGUGCCCAAAAGUGUGCCCCAAAGUGCAUCCCACAGAGCGCCCCUAAGUGUGCCCCAAAGUGUGUCCCAGUGCAGACCUGUCCCCCUCCAGUGCAGGUUUGUCCCCCUCCAGUGCAGGUUUGUCCCCCUCCAGCACAGGUUUGUCCCCCUCCAGUGCAGGUUUGUCCCCCUCCGGUGCAGGUCUGUCCCCCUCAAAUCCAGCAAGGCUGUGUGCCCGUGCCAAAGGGCAUCCCAAGCCAGCAGCAGAAGCAGGUCUGCAAAAUUCCAGCCCGGAAGAUAAAGUAG